CUAGCCUGGGCAACAAAGCGAGACUCUGUCUCAAAAAAAAUAAAAACACCGAGAAGGAAAUGGAUUUUUGUAGAUUAUGUAGUUGAAACAUUUUCAGUAUCAUCUAUUUAUACCUUAUCUGAGGAAAAUAGUUAUUUAUAACUGAACACUUAUGGAGUUAAUGGAGAUAAUGGAUAAUGGUUAUAAACCUGCCAAUUUCUUGGGAGCUGACAUGCUAUACGAACUCAAGGAGGUAUUAUCUGCAAUCUAGACUUAUUUCUUUGGGAAAAUGCUAACUUAUUAUGGAAAUAGUUCAGAUGGUAGAAGGGAGAAAAGGCAAAUCAGAUAAAUGGAAUAUGUAGGAUUUGGAAUCAAUAAUUAACCUAAUAACUGCUGAACAUUGCUUUGAUGCCGUGCAAUGAACAUUCACUAUCUGCAUGUUGGCUUCAUGUCAGAACUGUAUUCUAGAGUAUGUCAUAGGUGGAAAGAGCACUGGAUUGGGAGUCAGGAAAUCUAAAUGCUAGUCUAGCUCUGCCAUUGACCGCCUGUGUGCCUCAUUUUCCCCAUCUUUAAAAUGAAGUGGUUAUGGGAAAAGGUCUCCAAGGCCCUUCCAGUUCUGAUAUUUUAUUGUUCUGUGAUUCUAUAUCCCACACCCAUCGAGAGCAUUUUGAUUUUCUUUAAGUUGCUCGCACCGGCCUUUCAGUUAGGAUGCGUCCAGGAGCUUAUGUCCUUGGGCUACUGGGAACAGUAAGGCCUUGCUUCUCCAGGACUUGAUAUGUCUUCUGUUAACUGCUGACAGUGAGCCAUACCACCUAAAAGGCUCCCUUGGGAGCCUUAAAGAUUGAAAGGACAAAUGGACAGUAUUGAGAACUCUGUGGAAGAGGAGACCAGAGAGACGUUGAUCAUCAUGGCUCCUUGGGAUUUGCAAAGAGGAAUGACUAGAACGGGGCCCUUCACUACAGCCAGGUCAAAGGUCAGGUCAGGAAUGUGGACAAUGCUGGUGACUCCAGUUGCUUCCAAGAUCCGGUACUUGCAGGAAUAUCAUAACCGGGUUCUUCACAACAUUUAUCCUGUACCAUCAGGAACAGAUAUUGCAAACACCUUGAAAUACUUUUCUCAGACCUUGUUAAGCAUUUUGUCCCGCACAGGGAAGAAGGAAAACCAAGAUGCCUCCAAUUUGACAGUGCCCAUGACCAUGUGUCUUUUUCCUGUGCCAUUCCCACUCACCCCAUCUCUAAGACCGCAGGUCAGUUCCAUCAACCCUACUGUUACUCGCUCCCUCCUUUACAGCGUCCUGCGAGAUGCUCCCUCAGAACGCGGCCCGCAAAGUCGUGAUGCUCAGUUGUCAGACUACCCUUCUUUGGACUACCAAGGCCUCUACGUGACUUUGGUGACUCUCCUGGAUCUAGUUCCUUUACUACAGCACGGCCAACACGAUCUUGGACAGUCAAUAUUUUAUACAACUACAUGUUUGCUACCCUUUCUCAAUGAUGAUAUUCUGAGUACUUUGCCCUACACGAUGAUAUCAACGUUAGCUACCUUUCCUCCAUUUCUGCACAAGGAUAUUAUUGAAUAUCUUAGCACAUCUUUUCUACCAAUGGCUAUAUUGGGUUCCUCAAGGAGAGAAGUUGUACCUGCCCAUGUUAAUCUCUCUGCAUCAUCCAUGCUAAUGAUUGCAAUGCAGUACACAUCCAAUCCAGUGUAUCAUUGUCAAUUACUGGAAUGCCUCAUGAAAUAUAAACAAGAAGUCUGGAAAGAUCUUUUGUAUGUGAUCGCUUAUGGGCCUUCACAAGUGAAACCUCCAGCUGUGCAAAUGCUUUUCCACUACUGGCCCAAUUUAAAACCUCCUGGGGCAAUAAGCGAGUACAGGGGGUUGCAGUACACAGCUUGGAAUCCCAUCCACUGCCAGCACAUAGAAUGCCACAACGCAAUCAACAAACCAGCUGUGAAGAUGUGUAUAGACCCUUCCCUGUCAGUAGCUUUGGGGGAUAAACCACCCCCAUUGUAUCUCUGUGAAGAAUGCAGCGAGAGGAUUGCAGGGGACCACAGUGAGUGGCUGAUUGAUGUUCUUCUGCCGCAAGCUGAAAUAUCUGCUAUAUGUCAGAAAAAGAACUGCAGUUCCCACGUUCGAAGAGCAGUUGUCACCUGCUUUUCGGCCGGGUGCUGCGGUCGUCACGGAAACAGGCCCGUUCGGUACUGUAAGAGAUGCCACUCGAAUCAUCACAGUAGUGAAGUGGGGGCCUCCGCGGAGACCCACCUCUACCAGACCUCCCCGCCCCCCAUCAACACGCGGGAAUGUGGCGCGGAGGAGCUGGUCUGCGCCGUGGAGGCCGUGAUCAGCUUGUUGAAGGAAGCCGAGUUCCAUGCUGAGCAGCGGGAGCAUGAGCUGAAUCGACGGCGGCAGCUGGGCCUCUCCUCUUCCCACCAUUCCCUGGAUAACGCUGACUUUGAUAACAAGGACGAUGAUAAACAUGACCAGAGGCUGCUCAGUCAAUUUGGAAUAUGGUUCUUAGUGAGCCUCUGCACACCCAGUGAGAACACGCCUACAGAAAGCUUGGCCCGGCUGGUGGCCAUGGUGUUUCAGUGGUUUCACUCUACAGCAUACAUGAUGGAUGAUGAAGUUGGAAGUUUGGUGGAAAAACUGAAGCCGCAGUUUGUCACCAAGUGGUUGAAGACAGUAUGCGAUGUUCGUUUUGAUGUCAUGGUCAUGUGCCUUCUUCCCAAACCCAUGGAAUUUGCCAGGGUUGGUGGCUACUGGGAUAAGUCCUGCAGCACAGUGACUCAGCUGAAGGAAGGUCUCAACCGAAUCCUCUGCCUGAUCCCCUACAAUGUGAUCAGUCAAUCUGUGUGGGAGUGUAUCAUGCCGGAAUGGCUGGAAGCCAUCAGAACAGAAGUCCCAGAUAAUCAGUUAAAAGAAUUCAGGGAAGUAUUAAGCAAAAUGUUUGACAUUGAGCUCUGUCCUCUGCCUUUCUCAAUGGAAGAGAUGUUUGGCUUUAUUAGUUGUCGGUUUACAGGAUACCCCUCCUCUGUACAGGAGCAAGCUUUACUAUGGCUUCAUGUAUUAUCGGAGUUAGAUAUCAUGGUUCCACUUCAACUAUUAAUAAGCAUGUUUUCUGAUGGAGUUAAUUCUGUCAAAGAACUGGCAAAUCAAAGAAAAUCAAGAGUCAGUGAACUGGCAGGGAACCUUGCAUCUCGAAGGGUGAGUGUUGCCUCUGAUCCUGGUCGACGAGUUCCGCACAACAUGCUCAGUCCAUUUCAUAGUCCUUUCCAGAGUCCAUUUCGGAGUCCUAUGCGUAGUCCAUUUCGUAGCCCUUUCAAGAACUUUGGACACCCGGGAGGAAGGACUAUUGACUUUGAUUGUGAAGAUGAUGAAAUGAAUCUAAAUUGUUUCAUCCUCAUGUUUGAUCUUCUCCUGAAGCAGAUGGAGUUACAGGAUGAUGGGAUCACGAUGGGUUUCGAGCACAGCUUGUCAAAGGAUAUUAUUUCUAUUAUAAACAAUGUCUUCCAAGCCCCCUGGGGGGGUUCCCACACCUGCCAGAAGGAAGAAAAAGCAAUCGAGUGCAACUUAUGUCAGUCUAGCAUUCUCUGCUAUCAGCUUGCUUGUGAACUCCUGGAGAGACUAGCUCCCAAAGAAGAAAGCCGGCUGGUGGAGCCUACAGACAGCCUCGAGGAUAGCCUCCUUUCUUCCAGACCAGAGUUCAUCAUAGGCACUGAGGGAGAGGAGGAGGAGAACCCAGCCACCAAGCAAGGGGAGAACCCAGGCAACCGCACUGAGCCCGCGGAACAUGCUGCAAUAAAGAAUGAUACUGAGAGAAAAUUUUGCUACCAACAGCUUCCAGUGACGUUGAGACUAAUAUAUACAAUUUUCCAGGAAAUGGCUAAGUUUGAAGAGCCAGACAUCCUUUUUAAUAUGCUCAAUUGCCUAAAGAUUCUCUGCCUGCAUGGAGAGUGUUUAUACAUCGCUAGAAAAGAUCACCCUCAAUUUCUAGCCUACAUUCAGGAUCAUAUGUUGAUUGCAAGCCUGUGGAGAGUCGUCAAGUCCGAGUUCUCCCAGCUGUCUUCACUGGCCGUCCCUCUCCUGCUCCACGCCCUGUCACUUCCUCAUGGUGCUGACAUCUUCUGGACAAUCAUAAACGGCAACUUCAACAGCAAAGACUGGAAGAUGCGGUUUGAAGCAGUGGAAAAAGUAGCUGUCAUUUGUAGAUUUCUGGAUAUUCACUCAGUGACCAAAAACCACCUGCUGAAGUACUCCUUGGCACAUGCCUUCUGCUGCUUUCUGACAGCUGUGGAGGAUGUCAACCCAGCAGUGGCUACCAGGGCUGGUCUCCUGCUUGACACCAUAAAGAGGCCAGCAUUGCAGGGUCUGUGUCUUUGUCUUGACUUCCAGUUUGACACAGUGGUUAAGGACCGACCCACAAUUUUGAGCAAGCUAUUGCUCUUGCACUUUCUUAAGCAGGAUAUUCCUGCUUUGAGCUGGGAAUUCUUUGUCAAUAGAUUUGAGACGCUUUCUUUGGAAGCUCAGCUGCAUUUGGAUUGUAACAAAGAAUUUCCUUUUCCUACAACCAUCACUGCUGUGAGGACCAACGUUGCUAACCUCAGUGACGCAGCCUUGUGGAAGAUCAAGAGGGCUCGCUUUGCAAGAAACCGCCAGAAGAGUGUGCGCUCCCUGAGGGACAGUGUGAAAGGGCCUGUGGAAUCCAAGAGGGCGCUCUCCCUCCCUGAGACCCUGACCUCCAAAAUUCCUAUGAGGUUGACCAGGCAUGAGCAGUCUGCUCCAGCUCUCGGUGGGACACCCGAACAGACGCCAGGACAACAAUCUCCUGAGAACGACAACACCAUCAAGGACCUGCUCCCAGAAGAUGCUGGGAUCGACCACCAGACGGUUCACCAACUGAUAACAGUGCUCAUGAAGUUCAUGGCCAAAGACGAGAGCAGCGCCGAGUCGGACAUCAGCAGUGCGAAGGCCUUCAACACGGUCAAGCGGCACCUGUAUGUCUUACUCGGCUAUGACCAACAGGAGGGCUGCUUCAUGAUUGCACCUCAAAAAAUGCGCCUGUCAACUUGCUUUAAUGCAUUUAUUGCAGGAAUUGCCCAAGUUAUGGACUAUAACAUUAACUUGGGAAAACAUCUUCUCCCCUUGGUGGUUCAGGUGCUCAAAUACUGUUCUUGUCCUCAACUACGGCAUUAUUUCCAACAGCCCCCUCGUUGUUCCCUCUGGUCCCUAAAACCUCACAUACGGCAGAUGUGGUUGAAGGCCUUGCUUGUCAUCCUUUAUAAGUAUCCGUACCGAGACUGUGAAAUCAGCAAGAUCCUGCUGCAUCUGAUUCACAUAACGGUCAAUACCCUCAAUGCGCAGUAUCAUAGCUGCAAGCCCCAUGCCACGGCAGGACCUUUGUACAGUGACAACAGUAACAUAAGCAGAUACAGUGAAAAAGAAAAAGAAGAAGAUAGUGUUUUUGAUGAAUCUGAUAUUCAUGAUACACCUACUGGACCCUGCAAUAAAGAGUCUCAAACUUUUUUUGCAAGAUUGAAAAGAAUAGGCGGCAGCAAAAUGGUGAAAUAUCAGCCGGUUGAGAUGAAUGUUCAGAGAAGUGAAAUAGAACUGGCUGAAUAUAGAGAAACGGGCGCGUUGCAAGACAGCCUGCUACACUGUGUGAGAGAAGAAAGCAUUCAGAAAAAAAAGCUGCGCUCUUUUAAACAAAAAUCUCUUGAUAUAGGGAAUGCAGACUCCCUCUUGUUUACGUUAGACGAGCACCGUAGGAAGUCUUGCAUAGACCGGUGUGACGCAGAGAAGCCUCCUGCCCAAGCUGCUUAUAUCACACCAAGACAGAAUGACCCCGGACGUUCUAGACAGAAUUCUGCCACGAGGCCCGAGACGAUCGAGAUCCUUGAGAACCCGGCCAUGGAGGGUUUUCAAGACACUCGGAGGCCGGUCAUCCCAGAAGUUAGGUUAAACUGCAUGGAGACGUUCGAGGUGAAAAUUGACUCUCCCGUAAAGCCUGCUCCUAAGGAGGAUUUAGAUCUGAUAGAUCUGUCCUCGGAUUCAACGUCUGGGCCCGAAAAGCAAUCCAUACUGUCAACGUCCGACAGCGACUCUCUUAUAUUUGAGCCUCUUCCACCUCUCAGAAUCGUAGAGAGUGACGAAGAGGAGGAGAUGAUGAACCAAGGCAGCGGUGGCACCUCUGGUAAAAACGCUGCCUCCUCAUCCUCCGUUCCCAGCCAGCCCCACGUCCUCAGCCUGAGCGCAACUCCCCUUGUGCAAGUAAGCGUGGAGGAUUGUUCCAAAGACUUUUCUACCAAGGACUCAGCAAAUAACCAGUCGGCAGGCGACAGGGACUCCGCUCUCAUAGCCCUGGAAGACCCCGCAGACUCCGAGGAACUGUCCAGGCCGGAGGAGCUGCCUGAGUUCUCCAGUGGCAGCCCGCUGACGCUGAAACAGAAACGAGACCUCCUUCAGAAGUCGCCUGCCCUCCCCGAGAUGUCGCUGGAUAACCCUGAUGCCAGCACCGAGGAGGAGAAGCCCGAUGGGCUGAUGCCAAGUUCAGGGGCAAAAACCGUCCUCCUCAAAGUUCCCGAAGACACGGAGAAUCCAACAGAGAGUGAGAAGCCCGACAUGAGUGCCGAAUCCGAUACCGAGCAGAAUCCCGAAAGGAAGGUGGAAGAGGAUGGAGCCGAGGAGUCAGAAUUUAAGAUUCAGAUUGUUCCCAGGCAGAGGAAACAGAGGAAGAUUGCUGUCAGUGCUAUCCAGAGAGAGUACCUCGACAUCUCCUUCAACAUCCUAGACAAGUUGGGAGAACAGAAGGACCCAGAUUCCUCUACUAAAGGGCUUUCAACUUUGGAAAUGCCACGAGAGUCCUCAUCUGCGCCUACGUUAGAAGCAGGUGUGCCAGAAACAAGCAGCCAUUCCUCAAUAUCAACUCAGUAUAGGCAGAUGAAAAGGGGAUCCCUGGGAGUUCUGACAAUGGGCCAGUUAAUGAAGCGCCAGCUGGAACAUCAGUCUAGCGCCCCCCAUAACAUCAGCAACUGGGACACUGAACAGAUACAGCCCGGGAAACGCCAAUGUAAUGUGUCAACGUGCCUAAACCCUGACCUGGAGGGACAGCCGUUGAGAAUGAGAGGUGCCACCAAAUCCAGCCUGCUGUCAGCACCCAGCAUAGUCAGUAUGUUUGUGCCUGCACCCGAAGAAUUCACUGACGAACAGCCCACAGUGAUGACAGACAAAUGCCAUGACUGUGGGGCUAUUCUUGAAGAAUAUGAUGAAGAAACACUCGGGCUGGCCAUCGUGGUCCUCUCCACGUUCAUCCACCUGAGCCCGGACUUGGCGGCCCCGCUGCUGCUGGAUAUCAUGCAGUCUGUGGGGCGAUUGGCUUCCAGCACUACUUUUUCUAAUCAAGCAGAAAGCAUGAUGGUUCCCGGCAAUGCAGCAGGGGUGGCCAAGCAGUUCCUGCGCUGUAUCUUCCAUCAACUGGCCCCCAACGGCAUCUUCCCGCAGCUGUUCCAAAGCACCAUCAAAGAUGGGACUUUUUUACGGACCUUAGCCACAUCUCUGAUGGACUUCAACGAGCUGAGCUCUAUUGCCGCCCUCAGUCAGCUCUUGGAGGGUCUAAAUAACAAAAAGAAUUUACCAGCAGGGGGUGCUAUGAUACGCUGUUUGGAAAACAUUGCUACCUUCAUGGAAGCUUUGCCCAUGGAUUCUCCCAGCAGCCUCUGGACCACCAUCAGCAACCAGUUUCAGACAUUUUUUGCCAAGCUGCCUUGUGUUUUACCUCUGAAGUGUUCUUUAGAUUCCAGUUUGAGAAUUAUGAUUUGCCUCUUGAAGAUCCCCUCUACCAAUGCCACAAGGAGUUUGUUGGAACCGUUUUCAAAACUGCUCAGCUUUGUAAUUCAGAAUGCUGUCUUCACCCUGGCCUACCUGGUAGAGCUGUGUGGCUUGUGUUACCGAGCUUUCACUAAGGAGCGGGAUAAAUUCUACUUGUCACGUAGCGUUGUUCUAGAACUUCUGCAGGCUCUGAAGCUCAAAUCUCCUUUACCAGAUACAAACCUCCUUCUGCUUGUUCAGUUUAUUUGUGCAGAUGCUGGAACCAAACUGGCUGAGUCAACAAUCCUGAGCAAGCAGAUGAUAGCCUCUGUACCUGGAUGCGGAACCGCAGCAAUGGAGUGUGUACGGCAAUACAUCAACGAAGUGCUGGAUUUCAUGGCAGACAUGCACAUGCUGACCAAACUGAAGAGCCACAUGAAGACUUGUUCCCAGCCUCUGCAUGAAGAUACCUUUGGUGGACAUCUCAAAGUAGGGCUGGCUCAGAUUGCAGCCAUGGAAAUCUCACGGGGCAACCACAGAGAUAACAAAGCUGUGAUCCGCUAUCUGCCUUGGCUCUAUCAUCCUCCUUCUGCAAUGCAGCAAGGACCUAAAGAAUUCAUCGAGUGUGUCUCCCACAUCCGUCUGUUGUCGUGGCUGCUUCUGGGUUCCCUCACUCAUAAUGCAGUGUGUCCAAAUGCCUCCUCUCCCUGCCUGCCCAUACCUCUGGACGCAGGUUCCCAUAUUGCAGACCAUCUUAUUGUUAUCCUGAUUGGAUUUCCAGAGCAAUCAAAGACCUCUGUGCUGCAUAUGUGCUCCCUCUUCCACGCAUUCGUCUUUGCUCAGCUCUGGACCGUGUAUUGCGAGCAAAGUGCCGUAGCCACGAAUGUCCAAAAUCAGAAUGAAUUCAGCUUCACGGCGAUACUGACAGCACUAGAAUUUUGGAGUAGGGUGACACCCAGCAUCCUUCAGUUAAUGGCCCACAACAAAGUGAUGGUAGAAAUGGUGUGUCUCCACGUGAUUAGUUUAAUGGAGGCAUUGCAAGAAUGCAAUUCAACCAUUUUUGUCAAGCUGAUACCUAUGUGGUUGCCAAUGAUUCAGUCAAAUAUCAAGCACUUAUCUGCGGGACUCCAGCUUCGCCUUCAGGCCAUUCAGAACAACGUGAACCACCACAGCCUAAGGACGCUGCCGGGCUCGGGCCAGAGCGGUGCUGGCCUGGCGGCCCUCCGCAAGUGGCUGCAGUGCACGCAGUUCAAAAUGGCCCAGGUGGAAAUCCAGUCCUCGGAAGCCGCCUCUCAAUUUUAUCCUCUAUGAGUGGACUCCUCGGCGCUCAGUGUCAACACUCUGGUUUAGCAAUAAUGGGUUUAAAAACAAAACAAUUCGAUCCGAGCAGGUUGGGGAACAUAUUGGUACUGUACAUUCUCUUUCUAGUUUAGUAACAGACGUGCAAAGGCCGGAGAGGGCCAAGCAAUGAAGCUUUCUUGCUACACAUAUUUCUGAUGACUCCUUGGGCUAUCUGAUUAAGUGUUUCCUUACAUUAUUUUUUAAAAACCAAAUCAUUUUUCUUUAACUAACUUCUAUUUUUUUUAAGAAAAAAAAAAUAGACUGGUGGGUACUCACAGAAAAGUUGUAUAAGUCCCCCUGUUGCUAUUUUUGAUGAUAGAGAAUAAAUAGGGUUUUUGAAACCUUUGUAGUGUUUUUUCUUAAAAUCCACUCUUGGCAAUGCAAUAAAAAAAAAAAAAAACAAAACCCGUCACCAUAAGCCAGUGACACCUGACUGAAGCUUUUUGUCAUUAUCCUGGGAAAAGUGGCAGCUUGCAAGGAACAUUACAAAGUGCACUUAGAAAUUAGGUGGUUAAACUGUGCCAAUUGUUUUCUUUGUUUUAUAAUAUCAUUUUCCAAAACUUGUCCAGUAAGUUUUAUUAUUUUUAAAAACUAGUUUUUCAACUCAUUAGUUCUAGGCUGUACUUUCUUCUUGUAAGCUCUAUGAUAACACCUUUAGUUUUGUGAAUAAUAAAUUUUAUCCUUUUGUUAAUACUUGUAUACAAUUCAAUUUAAAACCGUAGCUUGCAUACUGGACCGGACGAACCCCACACUGGCACAGAGCACUGCACCGGAGGGAUGUGUCAUAAAUGGGAUUUUAUCAGUGUGCAAGCACCCAGAUUUAUUGGCACUCACACCUAGCUUUGGACUGUGCAUUCCAAAUGAAAUCUCUCUUCUUUAUCCCUGUAAUGCACUGACUAAGAGAAGACUUAAUACACAUUUAAGCUGUAUAUUGACAUGCUAUUAAAUGCAUUUUUUUAUUAUCUUUGUGAGCCUGGGGUUUUUUAAAAUCAGUUUCUAGAGCUAGAGUUUAGUUCUUGACAACCAUUUCUUCUAAACUUGUACAACUUCUAACUUCCCUUAAAACUGCAAUUGUCCUAAAGAGGAAAAGGCUUUCUGUAAGGUCAUCUGGCGAGACGAAUGUGUGACUCGCUUGAAGUCCAUGCUCUAGGAAGGGCUGUGAGAGCGUGAGGCCACGCAUUUUUUUUUUUUCAUGUUGUUUUUUUUUAAGAGGCUUCCCUUUUCUUUGGGGACGCCUGAUAUCUUAGUGCUUCUCAGAGGAGAAAAAGUCCUCAGAGGCUUAAGGGUUUCACAUGAGUGCUAGAAAGGCAAAGGGGCAGAUCUUCAUUCUUCUGGAAACUCACAGGGAACCAAUUGGGCUCCAUAUUAAAAGUAUAGGAGCAAUCGUUCUUCAUAUCUUACUAACAAACUCUUCUGAGAGGCCUUCCCGCAGUCAGCACCCUGCUCGGUCCUAGUCAUGCUUGGCUGUGCUUCCGUGAACAUUUUAUUUUGUCUUGUGUUAUAUUGAAGUUGUACCUGUAUUUAUCUCACUUGUAAACUGUGACAGCUUGGAGGGUAUGCACUAUUUCUGUGUCCCCAGGGUUUGGCACGUAGUAUGUGUUUAAUUAAUGUCUAUUGAAUUGAAUGGAUUCAGUGAAGCAACAGGUCUGUCCUGAGCUACCCUGGGUGAGGGCUGAGUUAUGACAUUGUCUUUUUGUGUAGGGGGGGUCCCUGGAGGAGGCAGCCCUGGCUGAUUCCCCUGUGACUUCCCCAUUUGGGCUCAGCUGUGGGCCUGGCUCUUGGCUGGUCCUGAGCCCAGCCUGCCCCAGGCAGCCAGGAUCUUCGUGGCCCCAUCCUACCAGCAGACAAGGCCCAAAGUUAUCCACGGUUCUUCUCUAGCCCCAACUUCUUUGCCUGGUUCUUCGAAUGGAUGUCUUGACUUCCUUUUGUAUUUAAGGGCUGGAGACGAGCCCUUACCAUGGUGCUCUUGGCUGGGCCGCCAUGUAACGCUUCCCACUGUCUGGACCCAUUUCUUUUCCCUGGGGUCUUGGUCUUACCCAGGCAAAUCUCUCUCCUUGCUCUUGAGAACUGGGACCCUUUUUCCUGCCAACCUGACCCCAGUACUAUCCCUGCUGGCACCCUGCCACCUCACGGGCUGAUAGAGACCAGUGAGCUUCCCCUGCCUAACUGCACCCAUGAUUUCCAGUGUCCUCAUCUUCUUUGGCUACCUAUGUCAGCCCUCUAGCAAGUCAGGCUCAGGCUAGAAGAAAAAAGACAGGAGGAGAGGGAGCGUGUGGAGAGAGGACAUUUAGCAGGAUUGGCUCUAACAGGUAGAGGGAGAAGCCAUUCUUCUAGCUCAGGAGUCUGCAAACUGUAGCCCACAGGCCAAAUAGGGCCCACUGCCUAUUUUUGUAAAGUUUUAUUGGAAACAACCCCACUCGCCAUUUACAUAUUGUCUGUGGCUGCUUUUGUGCUAUCACGGCAGACAGAGUUGAAGAGUUGCCACAGAGAUCCCAUGGCCUGGAAAAGCCUAAAGAAUUUACCAUCCGGCCCCUUACGGAAGCAGCGUGCUGACCCUGGCCCAGGUGGGGACCACUGAGCAGCCCCGAGCUGGGGCCCGUCAAGGGAUGUAUGUUCCCUGCCUCUGUGGGGGGUUGGGUUUCAUUAUUGGUGUUUCCUCAUCUGUACAAUGGGGACAAUGACACGUCCUACCUCAUAGGGUUGUUGAGAUGAUAAAAGAAUGCAAGACAAGAGCUUAGGGCAACACCCGACACAUGGUAAGCACUCGAUAAAAGUUAUCGGUUAUGAUUUUUAUUCUUAUGUUUAAGCCGAGAGAAGUAAAGCUACUUGCCCAAGGUCACAUGGCUGGUAAGGGGCAGAGAGCCAGGACAUGACCCCCAUGAUGGUGCUCCCAGCUGCCACCCCUGCUAACUCCUGCUGCACCUCACGUCGGCCCAGGUGACAGCUGUGAAUGCCCAGCAGAAGGCAGAGAGAUCCCAACAAAAUUUGACCUGAUCCAGAUUUGAUCAGAACUAAUUAUUAUCCUGGAGAAGGGCCACAGAACAGACUCACUUUUCCUUCGCUCAUGGAAUAUUGCUGGUUUCAGGGUGUCAACAGAACAUACUUUCAUGGGUGGGAUGGCUCAAGUCUCCAAAUGUGUAGAUUGCAUUCUCGAUGAUUUUUCACCGUGGGCAUGCCUCUUACUAGUUGGGUGACCUUGGACAAGUUAUUAAACCCCUCUGGACCUCUGUUUUUCCUUAUCUGUAAAGCAAAGCUGUCCUUGGAGAUGGGCAGCUCAAAUGGGAGAGGACUGUGGUGGUACUUGGGAGACUGUACUGGGAUUUCUGGACCUCUGGGAAGACUUGCUGCUUUAUGAAGACCAUGCAAAGGGACAACUCACAGCUGCAGGCUCAUUUGGAUUUUCCUUCAGCCAAUGCCACAGAAGCAAGAUCUCCAAGACCCAUGGCCUUCAGAACAUGGGCAUUAGCCAAGAAGGUCCAGUCUCCAUUGUACACCAUCUCUUUGCAAGCGUGUCAUUCUGCCUGACAGUGGGACGUUUCCAGCAACUCUCUUCCCUAAGAAUCUCAUCUGAGGCCCAGUGGUUGCAGCAACUUCAUCUCCAUGUCCAAGCUUCCAUAGGCCAAAUAAGAUUGGAUUAAAUCAGAGAAGAUGAGCUACCCACCGAGACUCUCUCAUGAGCUGGGAUGGAAGGGCCUCUGGCAUUCAUUGGACCAUGCAGAUAAUUUCUUAUACUUUUUAAAUAGAAUUAAUUUGCAAAUAUGUAUGUUGGGCAAAUUGAGUGUCAUGGUGGGGUUCUUAAGAAGAAUGAAGGGAGUGGUUGGAACUCAA
This is a messenger RNA of Microcebus murinus (gray mouse lemur), 12946 nucleotides long. It is a transcript of the gene UNC79, whose product is annotated as unc-79 subunit of NALCN channel complex. NCBI's taxonomy places the organism in Eukaryota, Metazoa, Chordata, Mammalia, Primates, Cheirogaleidae. The record is from RefSeq and is a predicted model, not a curated record. Gene Ontology annotation, molecular function: protein binding.